This is a messenger RNA of Torulaspora globosa, 1842 nucleotides long. RefSeq lists its product as uncharacterized. The record is from RefSeq and is a predicted model, not a curated record. The transcript has a single exon. Bases 1 to 1842 code for a protein of 613 amino acids. Gene Ontology annotation, biological process: L-leucine biosynthetic process. Gene Ontology annotation, cellular component: mitochondrion. Lineage: Eukaryota; Fungi; Ascomycota; Saccharomycetes; Saccharomycetales; Saccharomycetaceae. Gene Ontology annotation, molecular function: 2-isopropylmalate synthase activity.
AUGUUUUUCCGUCAGACUCUAGCUGCCUUAGCAGAACAUGCUGGUAAGGUAUCGAAAUCUAUACCUAGCGUUAAGCUAGCGUAUAAGAAUAUGCUCAAGGAUCCUUCCGCUAAAUACAAGACUUUCCAAGCUCCAAAGAUUUCCAACAGACAAUGGCCAGAUAGAACAAUUACCAAGGCACCUCGUUGGCUUUCGACAGAUCUCAGAGACGGUAAUCAAGCUCUCCCGGAUCCAAUGUCGGUGGAACAAAAGAAGGAAUAUUUUCACAAGUUGUUAGAGAUUGGAUUUAAGGAGAUUGAGGUGUCUUUUCCGUCAGCGUCGCAAACAGACUUUGAUUUUACUAGAUACGCGGUUGAAAAUGCACCAGAUGAUGUAAACAUCCAAUGUCUUGUUCAAUCCCGUGAACAUCUAAUCAGAAGGACCGUGGAAUCUUUGACCGGUGCCAAGAGAGCCACGAUCCACAUUUAUUUGGCAACGAGCGAUCUGUUCCGUGACGUUGUGUUUAACAUGUCCCGGGAAGAGGCGAUCAAGAAGGCAGUGGAAGCUACCAAGCUAGUGAGGCAGUUGACGAAGGACGAUCCAAGCCAGCAGGCUACCCGUUGGUCUUACCAGUUUUCUCCAGAGACGUUUAGUGAUACUCCUACGGAGUUUGCCCUUGAGAUUUGCGAGGCCGUCAAGGCUGCCUGGGGGCCCACUGAGGAAAACCCUAUCAUCUUCAACUUGCCCGCCACCGUGGAAAUGACUACUCCAAACGUGUAUGCUGACCAGAUCGAAUACUUCUCGACUCACAUCAGUGAGCGUGAGAAGGUCUGUAUUUCGACCCAUUGCCACAACGACCGUGGUUGUGGUGUUGCCGCUUCUGAGUUGGGUGUUCUAGCCGGCGCUGACCGUGUUGAGGGUUGCUUGUUUGGCAAUGGUGAACGUACUGGUAACGUUGAUCUUGUCACUGUGGCGUUGAACAUGUACACGCAAGGUGUCUCCCCAAACUUAGAUUUCUCCGAUAUGACUUCUCUAAUCGAGAUUGUUGAACGCUGUAACAAGAUCCCAGUGCCAGCAAGGGCUCCUUACGGCGGAGAUCUUGUGGUCUGUGCGUUCUCUGGCUCCCACCAGGAUGCCAUUAAGAAGGGUUUCACUCUGCAGGAAAAGAGACGUGCCCAAGGUGACCAAACCUGGGCCAUCCCAUACUUGCCUUUGGAUCCAAAGGAUAUCGGUCGUGAUUACGAAGCUGUCAUCAGAGUCAACUCGCAAUCCGGUAAGGGUGGUGCCGCUUGGAUCAUCUUGAGAUCUCUUGGUCUUGACUUGCCAAGAAACUUGCAAAUCGAGUUCUCUACAGCUGUUCAAAAUGAGGCAGACUCCCUCGGCAGGGAAUUGAAGUCUGAGGAAAUCACCAAGCUCUUCAAGGAGACUUACAACUACAACAACGAACUUCACAACGAAAUCGCCCUGAUCGACUACAACGUCGAGAAGGAGGGUGCUGAGCGCAGAAACUUGACUGGUCAAGUUUCCAUCAGUGGUAACGUUUACGACAUCCAAGGCUCAGGUAACGGUCCAAUCUCUUCUUUGGUCGACGCGUUGUCCAACUUGUUGAACGUCAAACUCGGUGUCGCAAACUACACCGAGCACUCGUUGGGCUCCGGCUCUUCCACUCAAGCAGCAUCCUACGUCUUGCUGUCCUACAGACGUGAUACUGACAACGAAGUCGCUUACCAAUGGGGUGUUGGCGUCUCUGAAGACGUCGGCGAUGCUUCCAUCAAGGCCAUUUUCUCCACCGUGAACAACAUCAUCCAAUCCGGUGAAGUUGCUUUGCCAAAUUCGGGUGCCAAAGCGGCAGGAGCUGCAUAA